AUUUAGCUUAUGAAAUCUUUUAGAUUUAGGAACAAAUGUAUACUCUAAAAUGUAACUAUUUGACAUGUGUCAAAAUGUUUUUAAAUUUGUUGUGAUCUUGUUACAAUUAAGAUCAAGCUACUUGUCAGAUUUUAUGUGAUGGGUUAAAUUUUACAAAAUUCUAGCCCAAAUAUAAAAUACCUACGUCCUCAAAACUUAAAAUGCAAGCGAUAAUAAUACAACUUAGAGUACAAAGAGGUUAAAGGUAGAUAGAAUGUCGACCAGUGAGCUCGCCUGCACUUAUGCUGCUCUCAUCCUCCACGAUGAUGGAAUCGAGAUCACCGCUGAGAACAUAUCAAAACUGGUGAAAACAGCCAACGUGAAUGUCGAGUCAUACUGGCCUAGCCUCUUUGCUAAGCUAUGUGAGAAGAAGAACAUCGACGAUCUCAUCAUGAAUGUAGGAGCCGGUGGUUGUGGUGUGGCUCGUCCAGUUACCACUGCUGCUCCUACCGCUUCUCAAUCAGUCUCUAUUCCCGAGGAGAAGAAGAAUGAGAUGGAGGUGAUCAAAGAAGAGAGUGAAGAUGACAUGAUAAUCGGAUUAUUUGACUAGAAGAGCUUCUUUUUCUUUGCUUCCAAAUUUUAUGAAUUUUGCCUCAUAUGAAUAUUUUGAUUAUUUACAAUUUAUUUGAUUGUUUAUGAGAGACAACAAAAAUAAAUCAAAUCUAUUAUUGGCUAUUGUUUAAUAAAUAUAUACAACAACAAAA
Molecule: messenger RNA, 743 nt
Organism: Arabidopsis thaliana (thale cress)
Lineage: Eukaryota; Viridiplantae; Streptophyta; Magnoliopsida; Brassicales; Brassicaceae
Product: 60S acidic ribosomal protein family
Exons: 3
Coding region: 254-589 (111 amino acids)
Biological process (GO): translational elongation
Cellular component (GO): ribosome
Molecular function (GO): structural constituent of ribosome
Source: RefSeq, marked reviewed